ACUCCUCCGUUCAUAAUUGCGUCAAGUCCCGACGCAAUAGAAACCAACACCUGGCUGGAUGCUUUUGCGCAAGCGUAAAGAAAAAAGUUCGGCGGCGCUAGCAGACCGCCGCUGGUCACCUUUCACCAGCGAAGUGGGGAGAAUUUUUUAGGGGGGCUAUUUAAAGAAAACACUGUACCGAGCUCGUCAAAGAACUGAAGUACUCCUUCGUACGGCGGACAGAGGGAGACUGUAAUGACCCGCUGCGUUUGUCAGAGACGGAAGAUGCGGGGAAAUGAUAUCGUGCGCGCGGAAGUUUGUGUUUACUUACGCCGUUGUAGCUAGCGUGUUGGCCCUGUUAGCCUGUUAGCGAGAAAGAUGCGCUGUGUCUUGACGGGUUAAUAGCAACACUUACAAGUCAGCCCAGCUAUGUUAAACAGUAGAAACAUACUGUAUAUAUCCUGAAGCUAACAACGAGCUGGUGGCAGAUGCUGCGGAUUGCUCAAACUCUUGAAACAUUGGUGCGGGCCACGAGCCGUGAACUCUGCGUGCGCGUGUCAACACGCAGGCAGAAGUUAUUUACAAAGAGGGCACUUUAAGCCCUAAUCUCAAACGUAUAGACCUGCAAAACGUGAUUUAAAUAUUAACUGCCGCCCUCAGUGCGGUUACGAAUGACAUAUCAGGUUUGCGUCGCUGUGCGUGCAAACCAUCCUCCUCAUCGGACCUAGUACAUCGUCCUCGUCCGCAAUGGGGCCCCUGUUUAGCCAGUGAGACCCGUAAAAGCGAUCUGGAGCCCGUUAGCCAUGGGGGGAUGUAUGGGCAGAUACUUAGAAGGCUGGGAAGACUCGCAGAGUCGGGGCUCCUCCAGGAACGGUGGACGAGGAGGGCGUAACGAGCCUCUGAAAAAAGAUCGUCCUAAGUGGAAGAGUGACUACCCGAUGACGGAGGGCCAGCUACGGAGCAAGCGGGAUGAAUUUUGGGACACGGCGCCGGCCUUCGAGGGCCGCAAGGAAAUCUGGGAUGCUCUGAAAGCAGCCGCUGUGGCCUUGGAGUGUAACGACCAUGAAUUAGCUCAGGCUAUAGUGGAUGGAGCCAGCAUCACACUGCCACACGGUACCCUGACAGAGUGUUACGAUGAACUUGGGAACCGCUACCAGCUGCCCGUCUACUGCCUGGCACCACCCAUCAACCUCAUCUCAGAGCGUAGUGACGAAGACCCCAGCGACAGCCCUGAACCCCCAGUAGCAUCCAAGAAGGAAUUCCAGCUCAAGGUGCGGCUGUCCACAGGAAAGGACUUGCGUCUCAGCGUCAGCAUGGUUGACACCAUAGGCCAGCUGAAGAAGCAGCUGCAAGCCCAGGAAGACAUUGACGCCGUUCACCAGCGCUGGUUCUUCUCCGGGAAGCUGCUCACGGACAAGACACGGCUGCAAGACACUAAGAUCCAGAAGGACUUUGUGAUCCAGGUCAUCGUCAACCCACAGGCACUCCAAGCCCCCAAACCAUCACCACCGACAACCACCGCCUCCUCACCUGUGCCCGAGUAACCGAGGACCGUCAGAGGAGCGAUGCAGUCUGUGAUGGACCAGAGGUGCCUCCCAAUGCUGGAUAACUUAUUCUUCUUGACAAAAGCUACUGUUACUGAAAGAGAAAGAAACUGUGAGGGUGAAACAAACAAAAACAGACAAAGAAGAAACUGAAAAGUGCUGCUUUUUUUUUUUUUCUUUUUUCUAAAUGUCCCUGUGUGUGCACGUGUGUGUUUUUUGGGGGGGAUCUGCUGAGUUGUUCCAGUCAUCACACUAACCAGAGAUGCCUGUCAUCGUUGCGUAUUAAAGCAGAGCUCCUCGCGCUGGUGUGCAAGCCUUUUCUCAGUGCACAGAACGUGCACAUCAGAGCUGCACAUGCAGACUCUGCCUUUGCCCUUUAGCCUGCUAACACAGUGCCAACAGAGGAACUGCAGAGGCGUUGGUUCUAGAGCGUAUUUCUGCUAUGACACCUAUAAACUCAGCGCUGUUGCUCUCUUUCUCCUCCACAGAAACAGGAAAGGAAAGCAGGAAAAAAGAAACGUGCUGAAUAUUCUUCUUUUUUUUUUUCCUUUCCCUUACUGAGGAAAUAAAGUCAACUGGGCUUUUUUUGCACAUUUAAAGAUUAGUACUAUACUUUUGUGGUAGUUUGUGUGCCUUCUACAAGACAAAAAAGGGGGGGGGGGUAAUCACCUGCAAUUUUACUGUUGGGCUAAUAUAUCUUUUUUUUUUUUUUUUUUUUUUUUCAGAUUCAGGAACUUUUAGAUGGACCUAAGCUAUAAGUGUUGCCUUUAUUUCUUUUAAAAGAUUUCGUAAGUCUUGCGGACAGAAGAGAAUGGUUGUGUGGGUGUGUGUGUAUGGAGGGGGUGUGCGACAAGAUUACGAAACUGACCCAUACGAUGCAUUGAGAGUCGAGACUGGACUAAAAGUCAUAGCUUAAGUGAAUCAUGUCAUUGAUUUAAGGGAAAGCGGAAUUCCCUUGCAAAAAGUGUCGUCUUAACCGCUGCGUUGCUGACUGCGCAGUGACGCCCUGACCAGCAGGAGGGAGCAGCACAGGCCUUAUUAAAUUUGAUCAGAUCAGUUGUUUAUUGUCACUUGUUUUGUUUUGUUUUUCCCCUUCCACCACCGGAUGAAUGUAAAUCCAGCUUUUUUGCUCUCGAUGUGGUCUGGUAAUGUUGAACAAAAAAAGAAAGGAGGGAAAAAAGGCAUUUUCUCUUCACCAGCAGGUAUGAUACGGAGCGGCGAGUGAAAACAAAAAGCUCAAGCUGAUUAUUAUUUUUUUUUUUUCCCUUCAGUAAAACUGGCCAUACCGGUGAUCCCCUACAUAUCAUGACUGUUGCUUACAAGCACACCCCAGGGAUUUCUGCACGAUGUCCAGUUUGCUUCUCAUGUAAAAGCAGUUGUUUAAGGCCUUCUGUGUGGCAGGAAGGCCCCACAGAGUGAUUUUAAAAAAGGUGGAUUUGGGAACUAAGCAUUAAUUUUGCAUAUAGCAAACUCAGCGUAUGGCAGUAGGCGAGGUAUGGUCGAGGUAAGGCAGGGAAAGGGAAAUGCAACAUGCUGCUUUAUGGGAUUUUUUUAGGGGGGGGGGGGUACUAAUACUGCUGGAGUUCUCCUUUAACAAGUUUUAAUUUAAUCAUAUUUUCACAGAUCUGACUGGAAAGCUAAAAAUAAAACCAACCAAAAUCUGUGCUUCAAGGCGAAAAUGUUUUUUUCUGUGGUGGCUUUCCUGUAAGCUGGUGUCGAUUCAGAGAACAAGGAGAGGUUUUUUCAACCUUGUUUGUCUGUCUUAGUUUCACACUGAGCGGUGAGCACGCACUGCCUGUUUUCUUUACAUCAUAGCACAUCUGUUAGUGUUCAUGCCCCGACUCUAACCGGCUCUUGAAGAGCAACAAUAAUUGUUUGGAGGGAAGAGAGCCAUCAGGUUUGUCGCCAGCCGCAGCGGUCACCAGAGGAAACAAACGAGUGAGAUGUGAUAUCUGUAUGUAAAUCUGCAGACUUUGCAGACGAGCUGCAAGAUCUUUGGCAGUGGAACAUUUUCACUUUUUAUUUAUAGCUGCUAGCAGUCCGGAGUUCACUCGACUUCGCUCACCUUAAGCAGCCUUUGUUUGUAUGUACCCGUGGAGAGCAUUAGCUAUCAUCUGGGAACUUUUUAAAUUUAACAGUAUUCAUAAGUGAUGACCAGUGCACAAAAUAAGCUUGGCUGAUGCUGGAAUCCCUGAAAAAUUGGAUGUUGUCCCCAGAGGCUGGACUCCCAGAUUGGUGAGCUACAAACAAAACAGCCCCACAUUCAUCCCCCUCAUGCUGGACCAUCUGAGUCCACUUUAAAUCUCUGUGGCUGUAUUCACACUGGAGCUCAUUGAAGAUGAUUUUGCCUGAAUAAUAGCCAUGGAUCACUCGGUGUGAAAAACACCAUGCUUUAUUAUCACAAUCACCCUUUCUUGUAUUUGCAAUCAGAGAUAUGAGACUGCUUUCCUGAGCAGUGUGUUUGCACAAGAGUCUGUUUGUAUGGGAGGAAAAAUAAAAGCCAUAAUCCUGAUCAUGACAUUUAUGUCACUGCACACACCAGCUGAUUUUUUUUCUCUUUUUUUCUCUUCUUCAGUGACUCAUUUCAAACUCAAAGUGCAUUUAAGCUACUUUUUUUUUCAAACUUCAAUUUUCUGUUGUCCUGUUUCUGCACACAAAGGAGGAAAGCCAAAGAUACAAGAGCACUCUGUGCAUCAGUUCCAGGUCACGUUGCAGAAUAACGCAUCAGCUGGUUCACUGUCACAAACGUCCACAGCUGGACGAGCUUUGUUUUCAUUCUCCGCUCCUGUCGCACAAAUAUCCUGCAUCAUCAGCAUCGUGGAGGUAAUAAAACUGACCUGAGCCACAGCAGCAGCUCACCACAUCAAGAUGAUGUUCCUUCUCUCUUUGUCUAGCCACUUUUCAGCCUUGUGGUUCAUUAACUUGUGUGUGUUUUAAGGAUGUUUUUCUUUCCUCCUUCACCUUUUACCUGUGGUUCCUAAAGGGAUAUGUUUUGUAACUAUCGUAUGCAAACUUGAACAAGCGUUUGUCUCUGUAUGUGCAAUACAAUAGACAUAGACCUCAUCAGUUUCGUGUCUGAUUUCUGCUUUUUGCUGAUAUCCAACAGCACCAGCCAUGAGUAUUGUCAAAAGGUACAAUCUGCAGUGCUGCAAUCACCUGUGUUUGUGUUGUCUCUUUAAAAUGUGUUGCUAGCUGUCGCCUUGACCGCCCCGUCCCCACGGGCUCUUAAUAUUUCUAGAGUAAAUAUCUAAAGAUUAAAAUUUGCCUACACAGUUUCAUUUUAGUGUCCAUUUAGCAUUGUGCGGCGCUCAUCUCGGCCGUUAAGGUUAGUGUCGUCGGACUCGAGGGUGCUCUGCUGACAGUUUUAAUUAUGGCAUCUCCUGUUAUGCCAUUCUUGCUGAAGUAAGCUUGUUUGCUUGCUCCGUGUCUUCAAUUUGUCCUCUUUAUUAAUGUCUUUGAGACUUUGAGCACUGACCAUUGUCCGACAUUAAAGGGACCACAUGUUAUUACACUGUAAAGUGCUUUAAGGUGCCCUCAGAGAACUGCAAACAGGACCCCUGAUCAACAGUAUACAAACUACUAAAGCCCAUCCCCCUCCCAUUAGCGGUUCAAUAUGCCAAUUAAAGGCAAAGUAUAAAUAUCUGUAUGGUUGCAUCAUAGGAGUGUUCUUCAAAGCACAGCCAGACAUUUAGUUAUUGCAUUAUUUAGCCCCCUAAACCUAGAACCCUAGUCACAAUCUUGGUUAUUUUUAUUAACUGUCUUUGUUAAACCAGGCUCUGUGCACACUCACCAUAUCAUAUAAAAUAUGGACAUGGCUUGUAGGACUAAAAACUGAAGCCUACACUUAAGUGCCUUAAA
This is a messenger RNA of Pelmatolapia mariae (spotted tilapia), 5381 nucleotides long. RefSeq names its product ubiquitin domain containing 1b (gene ubtd1b). Gene Ontology annotation, molecular function: protein binding. The transcript has 4 exons. The coding region runs from base 783 to 1523 and encodes 246 amino acids. The record is from RefSeq and is a predicted model, not a curated record. Lineage: Eukaryota; Metazoa; Chordata; Actinopteri; Cichliformes; Cichlidae.